This is a messenger RNA of Xyrichtys novacula (pearly razorfish), 15820 nucleotides long. The record is from the annotation of a GenBank genome assembly. NCBI's taxonomy places the organism in Eukaryota, Metazoa, Chordata, Actinopteri, Labriformes, Labridae.
CACUAAGCCUCUCAAGGUUUUUACUUACAGCAAAACACUGCUAUUUUUGACGAUUUACAAGAAAAAAUACACCGUUUACGUCUAUAAAUCAAUGAUAUUUCCACGUAUGCUCCUUUCACCCUGCGGUUUUACAGAAUUCGGACAGCCCCUGGAGGCAACACCAAAAACUCCGGUAAAAUUUAAGUUUUUCAUUUUAGCUUUAAGCAAAAGUUUAUAUGUCACGCUACAUGCACAUGUGUCGCUAAGUUCUGCGUUGCUUCAAUAGUUUAUAAAUAUUAACCUGAAAUAAAGCCACUUUUGCGGUUCACCCUUAACUUUUCGCGCAUGCGUGAUAUUUGGUAACAGGCACGAUGGCUGCGGACAGUACCUUGCUGCUGUCUCUGGUAGAGGAAUAUGUCUCUGGACUACAGGACAGCAAGGCCAAAGAUACAGCAACUGGUAAAUAACGUUGAAUACUUUUCUUGUCAUCCUUUCAGAAUAAUUCGUGGCCAAGGAGUGUCUGUUAAGCCACAGCUUCAAGGAUGCGCCGACACAGCAUGAUGGUUAACUAGCUAACUUAGCGCCACAACAUCCUGUGUGAGGUUACAGCCUCAAUAUAAGACACACACGCAUUUAAACGUUUUGUCUGUUCAUUUAUCAUGAGAACAGCACACAUUUAUAAUGUCUUGGGUGUUAAAAGGUGUUGACAUUCGCUUUUUAAUGUUAAUACCGGUGCUAUAGUUGUGUGGUUUUCUUGCAUGCCCCCUUGCUAGCUGCUGUGUCUGUGUCCUUAGUUGCAUCCUGUCAAUGAACUCUGGACCUCUGAACUCUGCUGCUGCCACUGCUAGUUAUCUGUUUUUAACUUAAAGUCAUGUUUGUAAGAUGAUAUACUUUAAUUCACUGAACUUUGUUUAGGUAUAAAAGAUGGACAGUUUACAAUACUGCAGCUGGUGGAAGCUCUGGGGUAAGCAUUUUUAGCUCUAUACAAACCAUUAAAUAAGCAAUACAGAACAGUUAAUGAAGUCUAUGUAACUAAUUUCUCAUAAUGGUGAUGCAUCUGACAUAUUAUUCAAAAAUAUUAACCUGAUCAUGUUUAGUUCUGCCUCUGGUUUUAAUUUAGUAAAUCUUGAAUGUACCCGUAAUUGAAAUUAUAGUUAACAUGAACAUUUAUGGCCUGUUGUAGACUCAGCCUGACCAGCUCCCAGCCUCACACACGGGCAAGAGGAGUCCAGCUUCUCUCAGAAGUGUUGCAGGAAUGCCAUGAAGGUCUGACAGAGGGAGAAGGUACACUGUCUCUUUGUUUGAUUUGAGGCAACAAACAGAUUCUCAUUUUGUAAACAUGACUUACAUUUUAAAAGCAAACUUAAAACAUACCUUUUUAGUCUUGCUUCUAACAAAAUUUCAUAUCAUUAACUCUGUCUAAAUGUUUUAGCAUUUAUCUAUUCUAGCUUUAAUCACAGGAUCGUCCUUUAUUGAGCUAUUUUGGUACUCUUAUUUUAGUAUCUUUUGCUGUGGUUUCCGUUUCAUUUUAUUUAUUAUUUCUUAAAUUUCAUUCUAUGUUUCUUUGUUUUUAGAUUUCAACCUAAACCUCCAGUGUUUCCUUAUCUUGAGUUUUAAAAUGACGUUUCCUCAGUGCGCACAUUCCUGUUUCCAUGAAAUCAAGCCCUUUUUAAGUUCAUACAUUUUAACACUGUUUCUGUUACAGUUAGAAUAGAAUAGAAUAUUCGUUUAGAAUAGAAUUUCCUUUAUUGAUCCCCCAAAGAUAGUGCAAAAAUGCAGUUAUAAAAAUAAAGAUGGUAAUAUUAAGAACUUAAAUGCAUUAAGUAAUAAUUAAAAUAAAUAAUUAAAUAAUAAUGAAAAAUAAAUAAUUUAAUAAAAUUUAUUAAUAAUUCAAUUAAUUAAUUAAAUUAAGUACAAUUAGAUCGUGGGGUGGGAAUGAGGGGCUGGGCUGGGGUAGAUUUGGGUAUUCUUUGUUUCUUUUUUUUCCUUUCUCUGUGUAAAGCAAACAUUUAGAAUCUUGUUUUGAUGAGAAUGUUUUCUGUCUAUGUUUCCGCAGUGGAGGUUCUUAUUGCCUUCUUUGAAAACCGCCUUAAGGACCAUUACGUCAUCACACCUCCUGUCUUACAGGGGCUGAGAGCGCUGGUUAGUGUCUCCCUGUGUUUUAUUUUCAGGGGAAAUUUUAGAAACUUCAUAGAUAAGAUUUACACACUGCAAAGUGCAGAAGAUAGUUGUUCAGAAGUUACAGAUAUAACAGCAAUCAUGCUUAUCUUUUGUUUUUGUUUCUUAUUUUCAGACUAAAUGUACAGUGUUGCCUCCUGGUUCAGCAGUGUCAAUGCUGCGAUCUUUGUUCCAGGAUGUUCAUGUUCAGGUGAGGCUGGACUUUUUAUUGGAUUAGAGAUUAGGGGUGCAAUUUGUAAGUAUUAUGUGUAACUGGUGUUUGGAAAUGCUCAUGAUCAAUUGUCAAUUUUCUAUAAAAAAAAUUUGAUUUUAAAUUGGCAAAAACAAUAUGACUGACUGUACUGCAUAGCUUCAGAAUAUAUAAAGGUUUACAAAUUACUAAAAUACUUUAUUAUCAACAUUCUGAAUAGUCACAUCAAAUUACAGGACAUAAUACAAAUAUAACGGAAUCUAAAAUGAGACUGAAACUACUGACAUCUAAUGACUAAAUGUGGAAAUGCUGUAUCAACAGUGUACUUUUUCAGUCUGCUUAUUCUCACUGAGGAAAUUAAGCGUAUUGUAGAGCGUAUUUCAAGCAGAGUGUAGGGGUGCAUCUGUACCAACUGUGGAAAACACACUAAAUGUACUGGCAUUGAUACUGGAGAAAUUUUCAUUUAAAUCUAAUGCUGACGAUGUGAGUUGUCCCGGUUAAUAAAAUUGACCAAUGUUCAUGUCAAACCUUACAAUUGUGGGUAACAAGCUGAUGUGAAGUGUUUGUUUUCCAACAGUCAUUGAUGCUGACAGAGAGAUCUUGUGUCUACAAAAUGCUCAUCAACCUCAUGGAGAGCAGAGAAGCCGGUAAGGGAUUACAGGUUUGAGGCUGACUCAAAGCAGCUCAGAGAAAACAGUGACGUACUGACAGAUUUCAAUAAUGACAGAGUGUGACAGGGUAAAGGAGAGGUUUGUACUGAAGACGUAGGUGAUCAAAAAUUACAGAGAGUGAGUUGUGGAUGCAGAAAUCUCAGCAGCCUGCUCAAUAGUCUCUUAAGUCAUUUUUCACCUUGGGGAGGUUCAACUCCUCCCAGCCCUGCAGUUACGAAAACGCUGUCACACCUUCACCUUUGCUUAGAAGCUGAAUGAUUUACAUACACAAACAGUAAAGCAUGCAAAUAAAGCGGUGAGAGUGAUGUGCUCACACCCCUGUCUCUUUGUUUUGUAGUAGAGGCAGUGAUUGUGUGAACACAAUAGUCCACUGUGUAUCAAACAGUUCAUUCAAAGAUAAUAAUCAUGUACAUGAAAAUUAUGGCUCUUGGCUGCUGUUAAACCCGCUUAGGCACAAUACUUGCUCGUUGCUGGUGAUACAUAUUCUUUUUUUGUCAGUCCCAGACAGGAAAAUGAACACCCAGUGGUCAGGCUUUACCAGAUAUCAAGUCAGAUGCCACAAUGUCUGUGUGGUUGUUCUUGCUUGCACCUCAUUAUAUGAUGAUGUCUGUGUGUCCUUGUUUCACCCUUCACAGAACUGAAGGGUUUGGGAGCAGACUUUGUUUUUGGUUUUCUUCAAUCAAUGGACGGAGAGAGAGAUCCUCGAAACCUCCUUUUGGCCUUUCAGAUCGCCAACAACAUCAUCCAUCGAGGAUACGAUCUAGGUGAGAGCACACAUGAGUACAUACAUCCACUUUCUCUCCCUUUGUUUUGUUCCCUCCGUCUCCCUUUCUUCACUAAUUAUAUCACAGCUCAAACUUGGCUUUGUCUCUCCCCCCGUUAAUUUCCUGUCUGUCGCCUCAGGUAAAUUUGCAGAGGAGCUGUUCGAGGUGACGUCCUGCUAUUUCCCCAUCGACUUCACCCCUGUGAGUCCCUGUUUAUUCAGCUGCUUGUGUCUGUGAGACUGACGAAAGCAGAGAGGGCAGCAGACAGAAAUGUCAUCACUGACUUCCUGUGACUUCAGUGAAACAAUAACACAGAGUCUGUCUCCUCAUCGGCUCACGCACAUUUCCCAUGUCUGCAUGACAGAGGAGUGCACCUCAGGACAAAGCAGCACACCUAUGCAAUAACCAUUAUCUGGAAUGCUAGUGUGCAAUUAGGUGUGAACUUUACAGUAUGAUAAAAAAUGGAACAUCUUCUAGCACAUUGCAGAUAGUCAGCAAAGUCUCCAGAUUGUCUAAUUCGGAUGUAGCGUUGGAUGGAUUAUUAAAGGGAAUAGUCUGACUGUUGCGUCUAGUAACAACAGAUCAAAUAUUUGGGUUUAAUUAUCAUCAGUUAGUCAAUUCUGUUUUUUUUUUAAGCCUAAAAUCGCCAGUGUUUUUUACACGCAGAAAUGAAACAAUGUUGUUUUACUUUCAUUUAAAAGCUUGAGUCUCUUCUUGCCUUUACUUUAUCCCUCAUAUCUCCCCACAGCCUCCCAAUGACCCCCAUGGCAUCUCCAAAGAGGAGCUUGUCCAGAUGCUGAGGAACGUCCUCACUGGGACGCCAAAAUUUGCAGAGGUACGACUUUGAGUUUUCACCUGCAUUUUUUUUUUUCCAUGGUGCUUUUAAUCUGAGGAGAUUUCCAAAACAUAGUACCUUGAGAGCCACACUGUUAUUUAUAACCUGUUUUUCCCCCUCACUCCUACAGUUUUUGUUACCUCUCAUUAUCGAGAAGCUUGACUCAGAUGUUCUGAGCGCAAAGCUCGACUCACUGCAGACUCUGGUGAGAAAUGUCUUCUAUUUCCUAGCAAGUGUGUCUGACAAUAUCAGCGGUCUGUUUUAUGCUCAUUGUAAAACAUUUGACUCCGAAGUUCUCAUGUUCACUCACUGCUACUUCAUGUCCGUAAACAUGUUUUUAACCUAAAGAUGUUAUUCUGAAGCUUCUCAGUCAAUCAUUACAACCAAAGACAAGCAGAUAAGGGUUGUGUAUCACUUCCGAAGGUGAUGCAAUGCGUUGUUUGUUUUUCAGACUGCUUGUGUGUCACAGUAUGAGCACAAAGACCUGGCAGAAUUCCUGGAGGGGCUGUGGGCGUCACUACGCAGAGAGGUAAGCUGUGAGAAGUGAUUGUGAUUUUGAUUGAUAUGUGUUCAUGACUUCAUAAAAAAAUGAUCAAUGGUCUGUUUUUCUCUGGAGCUGGAUCAUUUAUUUAGUGUGACUGAAAACUCUGUUCUACCCACCAAAUCCUGGGAAAUCAUACAGGACAGAUAGAAAAAUAGGUAAGGAGGUAGGCAGGCAGGUUGACUGACAGACGAACAGACAGGUAGAUAGAUGGAUGCAUAGAUAGAUAUAUAUAUAUAUAUAUAUAUAUAUAGAUAGAUAGAUAGAUAGAUAGAUAGAUAGAUAGAUAGAUAGAUAGAUUUAUACAUAGAUAGAUAGAUGCAUAGGUAGGUAGAUGCAUAGAUAGAUAGGUAGAUAAAUAGAAAUAUACAUUUAUACAUAGAUACAUAAUACAUACAUAGAGAGAUAGAUACAUUGAUAACUACAUACAUUGAUACAUAAAUACAUAGGAAGAUAGAUAGAUACAUACAUAGAUACAUACAUAGAUUCAUAGAUAGAUAGAUAGAUAGAUAGAUAGAUAGAUACAUAGACAUACAUAUAGAUAGAUACAUAGACAUAUAGAUCGAUAGACAUAUAGAUAGAUACAUAGACAUAUAGAUAUACAGACAUAGACAUAUCGAUAGGCAAAGACAUAAACAUAUAGAUAGACAUAUAGAUAUAGACAGACAUAUAGGUAGAUUUGGACAUUAAACAUAGACAUUUAGAUAGAAAUUUCAACAUGGUCAUUAAUUUGGCUCAGAACAGGUGCCUCAUAGUCCUCCCCACACUUGUUGGGGGAUUGAGUCCUUGUCCUGACAGUAUUUGGUGCAUUUCACGCCCACUUUCUUCCUGCGUUUCCUGUCUCCACUUGUCUUGUUACAUAAAGGGUAAAAGCCCAAAAAAGCAGCUUGUGCUGUUUGUCCAGUCCAGUUAAAAUGAAACAAACACAUCAUUAAAUGUGAGUCAGAAACUUCUAUCUGUGGGCACCAGUUUGGCCUGUUUUAUGAGGCUGCAGCCUUUGUUGCAACUCUAGCUGGUUGGCAUCAAGCCUUUGCUGCACAUCCUCCUCUACUCUCUAACCCCCACAUUACCCAUCCCUGUGCAGUUAACUUAUUGGGGUCAUAAAAAGUGUUUCCAAAUUUUUUUGUGGAAAGAAAAGUCCAAAUAUAAUCUUCACAUGGAAAGGCAACAAAACAAAGUGAAGUCUGGACCGAUGCUGAUAACCAUCGGUGUUCUCCUGUUUUCUUCCAAGAAGAUUAAAAACUUCUCAAGUGUCCUGUGGGCACCAAAAAAAUCACUGUUGCAAACACUGAUUAUUCACAGAGUUAUCUUUGAAGACUCUCCUGUUUCUAAGAAAACACGCUCGAUGUCAAUGCCUCCAAGUGAGCCUGAAGAACAGUCUAAUAAAACACGCUCAACCCCUCUCGUCGUUUUAUUGCAGGUGUUUCAGACGUCGAGUGAGAAGAUUGAGUCUGCUGGCCUCGAUGCUCUAACCGCAAUCACUUCCUGUCUGUCUCGCUCAGUCCUCAACUCUGACUCUGAAGACUCCCUCUGCACCUUCCUGGAUCUGGUGCUCAGAGGUGAAACGCUGCAGAAUCCACUUACUAAGGAUGAAUGAACUGACGUGUGUAUAAAUGAUCUGAGAGAAGAGAAAAUCGACCACUGGAGUGAUUAAAGUGAACAUAAUAAAGGGGAUUAUGUUAAUAAAUCUUUAAGUGGCAGAUUCAGAAGGGGGGGCGGUGAAGGAGGGUCAGUAUAGGUCAGUGAUAGCUCAUGAAAUUCAAAGAAAACUGAAAUGGAUAUAUCAGAACUGUUGUAAUUUAGGUUUCUAUGUCACUGUUUCACCGCUGUAAAGGCAGCAGUGAUCUGCCACAACAGUUUCAUUGGCAGGAAAUUCUACCAUGAUACCACAGUGACUGCUGACUUCUUCAGUGUUAACCAGCUGGAGGUUCAAAAAAACACAAUGCUUCCUGCAUUCUUCAUACCUUGUUUCUUUACUGCCAAAAUUAGAAAUGAAAAAAAUCUUAGCAACCAUUGCAAAUGAGUGUGAAUACAAUGUAAACCCUUUGAGAAAAUAUGCCGAACUAUAAUUCUGAUGUAGACACUGAGAUUUUGGUAGAAAUAACAAAGAGAUUACUUAUAUCUAAAAACUUAAUGAACAUUUCACCCUGAAUGGAAUUUUUCAGCUAGCAGCUCUUGAUCGGAAAAGAAACUGCUACACUUUUUAAUUUCAUCUUAUCCCAGUAUUACAUACAGCGUUAAAAGUGCAGUGGAUAGUAUUUAGCAGAACAGACUCGGUAGAAGGCAUCCAAACUCUUUGUCUAUGUGACUGGCUGUCUGAAGUGCACCAGUUGGAUUCCUGGAAUUGGUAUGGCUAAAUGUUUUUGGAGGGUAAGACUUAUUGUGCAUCACAGCAGCUUCUUGUCCUUAAAGGCCACCAUCGCUUCACCAACUUCUCGUUAAAUGUCCAAAUUUCUACGCACUGUACCUUUAACGUAUUUACUCAUCCCUUUGCGGUUGGUCCAACACUCUUGCGUUGUUAUUACUGACAGUGUGAUUUUUUUCCAGACUGCAAACAUCAUCUUAGUGAGCCGGACCUGAAGCUGGUGUGGCCCAGUGCUAAGCUGCUGCAGGCCGCCUGCAGCGCCUCCAACAGGGCGAGCCACAUCAUCACAGCUGCAGUCAUGCCUUCUCUGCUUGAGCAAUACGACAACAGAACCCAGGUGAAUAUGGAAACAUCCAAAUGUGCAUUUUGUUCAUAUAAUCAGUGUGUGGCAGCUCUGUGAGUGUCAUAUUGUAACCUCUGGGACAUCUUUCCGACUUUAGUAUCUUUGAGUUUAAAUCUGUGCGAAUAAAAACCUGUUGUCCUCAUGCAGUGCUCUCACAGACGGACGAUACUGGAGGUGGUGCAGCGGUUCGUCCAGUCUGUAAAAACCAGCCAGUCUGCUGAGAAAGGCAAGUGCUGUUUGAUUCUGUCUCUCUCGUGAUCUCUUUGUCCUUUGUUGAUGUAAUUAUAUUCAAAUUAAUGGGUAACAGAGCUCACCUGUGUGAUGUUAUUAACAGAUAAGCUGUUGCUGAGUCUUUUUAGGUGUCUUUGUGUGGGUAUACUUGGAUGGUUUGAUACAAAGGACUUUAUAUUAUGUGUAUGUGAGAUUUUCAUCCAUCUCUUUCUUUGUGUUUCCUUCUCCCACCCCAGAAGAGAGCGUGUUUGUAGCCUUCCGUCCAUCCCUGUGCACCAUGGUCUUUUCAGCCUUAAAUGAGAACAACUCCAGUCUGCAGAAAACAGCCACAUCUGUGCUCACCUCACUGGCACAACAACCAGGUGAGAUACAACCAACUCUUCCACUCAUGUUCUCAGCAGAGUCUCAGUAAUGUGUCUGAUACAUCAAAUCUGCUGUCACCUUCAGGUCUGCUGUUAGACUCGGACAUUGAACUGGCUGUGGAUCACCUGACCAAACUUCUGCUGGCAGAGGAGGACGAGGGAGUCAGGUUAGCCUCCAUCUGUUUUCCUCUUCUCCUAAAAACAAACAUUAGAUGUUUUUAGUUUGAGUGCAUGGCUGAAUGCUGAUUGCUGUGUUUCUGGCUCCAGUCUUGCUGUGGUGGAGUGUGCAGGAGCCCUGGCAGAGCUGUACCCAGAAGCCUUUAUCACAAAACUGAUCCCAAGACUAAAGAUGGAGAUGUUUUCUGGUGAGAGAAAAUCAUACACUGAAAAAUAGGUUAAGAAGAGAACGAGAAAAGAGCUUAAAAGGAUGGUAUUUUCAUUUCUUUGACUUUAAUCAUGGUUUUAUUUGACACUUGAAAACAAAAAUAUGCUGAAAUUUUAAAGAAAAAAAAAAGACUGACCUCAAGCAUUUGCCAGGAUUGAAAUAAGAUGAAAUAACUUAAUGAAGAGCAACAUUUUUCUCUUUCUAGAGUUAUGUUUUAUUUUUGCAUGAAUUUACCCCUUUUCUUCUCCCUCUCUAAGAUCCCAUAGAUCAAGACAACAACAGAGCAGUCUCUGAGCAUCAGUCCCAUCAUGCAGUGUGUAAGCGGUGUCUGUCUGCCCUAGCCGCUGUGUCCACCCAGGCCAGGAUUGUCCACGAAAGCACCCCUGUCCUCUUAGAGGUCCUCAGUUCAGCACACACAGGUAAUCUGUCCAAAGAGACGGUUUUCUAGCUUCAGGUUUGGACUCAUAUUUGAUUGGUCAAGUCAACGUCCUUUUGUUUUCAUGGUAUGUUGCAUGUUUUUUCACCAGUUUUGUUACUUGUUUUGUUUUAGUUGAAAUUCACAGGCCUUGUCUAAAAUACUAACUGACCAAGAUGAAAUAUAUUCCAGUAGAAAGUCAAGUCACCUCCACAUGGUUUUUUUGUUCCUUUUCCAGGUAGCGUUGGUUUCUCCGUGGACCAGGUAGUGUUAGCGUGUCGCAGCCUUCAGAGAAUAGCAGAGAAGGUUCAGGACACCGAGGAGACGGGACGAUGCUUCCAUGACCUCGUCAUCCCACGCCUGCUGUCGCUGUCGCUCCAGGCAGCUCUGCAGGGUGAGACGAUAUUUGUGUAUUUUAAUGUCAUGACUGCUUUUGAGGAGAACUUUCUGCAAAUACAAGAACAAAACUGAUCCAGCCUACCACUAAUAAACAGGUGACCAUAUGAUUCACUCAUUCACAGACUCCUUUUUUUGUUUACAUUUCAACUGUCCUGAUUUAUGAACAUUGAAAACGUGGAGUACCUCAAGGCUCACUCCUUGGUCCACUUCCAUUCCCCCUUUACAGUUAUGCUGAUGACACUCAGUAAUACCCCUCUGUGCAACCUACUGAAUACAGUAUAAAUAAACUGGUUACAGGUAAAAGCUACUUAACUGAUGUUAAAGACUUAAUGUCACAAUACUUGUCUGUGGCUCGGUUCAAAACUUGGGGGUUGAUCUGAUCCCAGUACAAAAAACAGUGACCAGUCUUUACAUAGACUUGCAACUGAAUAUGUAAGCGAACUUUUAAUGCCUAUUGCCCAAGAUGAGCUCUUACAUCAGCUGCACUGGCCUGAUGACUGAACCAGAGUCUCAGCUGCAGUCGAAGGAUGAUCAGACUUUUCCUGUGAGACAGUCUUUCAUCUUUAUGUUCAGUCAACAGAAACGGUUUCUGCUUUCAAAUCCUAAUUUUUACAGACUUUCCGUUUGGUUGGUGGUUAACUGUAUUAUAGUUCUGAUGUGCAUAUUUCAACACUGUUUCACUUUUUAUUGCCUUAUCAACACCUAUCAUACUUUUAUAUCUAUAUUUCCAUAUUUUAUUGAGAAUUAAUUGGAUUUUUUUUUUGUGUAAAAUUUCAUCUUGAAUUCUUUUGUGUUUUGUGUCUGUGAUUUGAGCUGCUGUAAUGAUGCAAUUUCCUGAAAAAAAAGACAAAAAAAUGAUAAAUUGAACUUAUUCUUUGUGCUUUUGUAGGUGAAGAGUCAUCUGGUCAUCGUAGUCCUCUUCUCGAGGAGUCAGUUUUGUCUGCCAUGGUACCUGUGAUCAGCACCUCCUGCUCCAGACUACAGCCAGCGUCAGUAUAAACUCUCUCUAAACCGUCCUUUAGCUGGCAUCUCUUUCAAGAGCGUUAUAGUAUCAAGUGCAAUGAUCAAGAUUGUAUAGAUCAAGAUUAAUAGAUGUGUAACAGAGUGCUGCUCUAAUGAAACAUCAUUACCUCAUGAAUCUUGUUUUCAUUGUUUAGUUAGCACUUACUCAAAAGCUGGAGCGUUUAAUAAACUGAUUUAAGUCGUAUAAUACUGACGUUAAAUAGCAAUUUUUAAAAAUUUUAAAUCCUUUGAAAAACCUUUUCCCCCCUCCUGUCAACCUCAAAAGAACCUAAACCUGCUGCUAGUUCCUGUUUGUCUCGUGCUUUUUCUGAUUUUGUCAGUUGCCCCGAUUUAGCUUUUGCAAAGCAGUGUCAGGUUUGUUCCCUCACGAGGUUUGUGUGGUUUCCUGCUCUGGUGUUUUCAGGUUGGCAGAACAGACGGCGUUGAAGGCUGUCUCUCUCUUUUUGAACGGUGAUGUUUCCUCUUUGCCAAACAACUCUUUCCCCUCGCACAUCCAGCUUCUCAAGGUAUCUAUGAGCACGAAUUUGUGUACAUGGAUGUUCAGAUAAAAUCUCUCAAAAUUGUAUUGAGAAGUGUAGAUAUUGAGAGAUGUAAUGUUUUCCUCAAAGCAGCAGGGGGACUCAUGGAGCCAGUCUCAGCUGGUCUGUCUGCUCAUGGGAUGUGUGUGUUCAUUACCGCGCAGCGUAAGUGUCAGCCGCAAAACCUGCUUCUACUUGAUCCUAAAUUCUUCAUUAUGGAGGCUUUCAUCAAAGUGUGGUUCAUGUCAUACAGGUGGAGGUGCCUCAGGUGGAGCAGCUGCUGUCAGAGCUGGAGGAGAUGAGCUGCACCUGCACCCACCCUCUGUCGUACACCUCUGCCGCAAAGUGCUUCGCAGGCCUGAUUAAUAAGAGGCCACAGGGUCAGUUUGUGUCUUUACACCGUCAUAUAUCAAACUUUUGACUCCGUUACUAAGAGCUCCGCUUUUCAACUUGUUUGGCGUCUUCUUCAGGUGAAGAUCUGGACCGCCUCAUUCAGAGAACGAUGAAGAGAGUGUACACUGAGCUGGACUCUGCAUCUUCAUCUGCAUGCACUCAGGCUUUCACCCUCUUGGUCUGGGUACGAGUUCAACCAUAUUUGGUGAUUGAUUAAUUCAGAACUUUCAAUCAAUAAAAAUCAACAAAGAAGCAGUAAAGUUGCUCUGAUCUGCAGGUUGCCAAGGCUCUGCUCCUCAGAUACCACCCUCUGUCUACAACUCUGACAGACAAGGUAACAAGACAGAAUCGUGGUGUGACUCCACUCAUGCUGCUACAGAGUCGUGUUUGUUUUAAUUCCCUCUGUUUGUGUUCUUGAAGCUCUUCUCUCUGCUCGAUAACGCCGACCUCGGUCCAAUGGCUGCAGAGAGCUUUUCACUGCUGAUGAGCGACACGACCGACCUCCUGAACCGGGGUUGUCAUGCUGAUGUUCGCAUCAUGUACCGCCAGCGCUUCUUCAGCGAGAAUUCGGCCAAGCUGGUUCAGGGUUUCAACGCCGCACCACAAGGUACACGUCUGCAAAGACGCUAAGUGAAGAGGUUAUUUAGAUAAACUUUGAAAAGUUUGAAUUUGAUGGUUUGUCACAGAUUUGGUCACUUCUUUUAAUCAAAAGUAGAUUCACUGGGGAGAAAUAUUUUGUGGUUAAAAACUCACAUUUUUCAAAGUUAAAGAAAACUCAAAUUGGAAAAGGUUUUCUGCACUGUGGUAUUAAAAAUGUAAAAGAAAAAAGAAGGACUGACAGACAGAAAUACAUCUUUUCUUUAUCUAUCCUACAUCCUGAUAGAAGAAGAAAGUGCACACUUUAUUUAAAAAGACAAACAUUGAAGUAUGACAGAGUGCUCUCGUCUAGUCUCAGCCAGUGUGAAACCUUCCAAAGAUGCUCGCCAGUAGAAACAAAUCUACACAGCUCUGUAGAAAGGCAUAAAAAUGAAGGCGUGGAGGUUUCUGACUUUUUCUUUGCUCUUCCCCUUUAAAAAGUUGUUGAGGUUUUUGUAAUAAUAAUGAUUUUUUUUCUGCCUCUACAGAGAAAAAGACCAACUACUUGAAGGCUCUGUCUAACAUAGUCAACAACCUGCCCAAGCAGGUCCAAAUCUCCGAGCUCCCCAGAGUGAGUAAAGCGUACACUCUCUCAGUCAUUGUGAGUUAAUUAACAUAAAUUAAACAAAGUCCGUUUAACUUUCACCUUUUUUGGGGUCCAGCUCUUGUCCCUGCUGUUGGAGGCUCUGUCGUGUCCUGACCAGGCCGUCCAGCUGUCCACUCUGUCCUGUCUGGAGCCCGUUCUCGCUGACCCUCUACCCGCUCUCAUCCAGCAGCUGGAGGCUUUGAUCAACAGGCUGAUCGCUCUCAACUCCAGUCCUGCCAUGGUUAGUGAGAGAGCUCACCUCACUCAGACUUAACUCUGGACUCAUACUUCUUUUAUUACGUGAUGACUGAAAGCAGUUUAAGGUCAAACUGUUGAUGGUUCCGGUUCUUGAAGCCAGAACAAAAUAAUCGCCCGAGUUGCUCAACAGUAAUAAAUUAUGGAGCAGGUUUUGAUGUGUGUGAACUCUUUGAGCAUAUUCAAAAGUUUAGUCAGAGUCAGCUGCACGUUUAACAGGCUGAAUAUGUUGAAUAGACAGAAAUCUGAUUGCUGUCAUGUUUGUGUCUCGCAGAGCGUAAGGAUUGCUUCUUUACGCUGCAUCCAUGCUGUGUCCCACUUCCCUGAACACGAGGUAAGUCAAGGUUAAAAAUGACGUUGACUUCUUUACCAGAACUUUUUAUCCAGACUCUCUGUGAUCUUCACUCCAACAGGGAUAGCGAAUCAGAGAAUUUUACUUCAUUUUUGUAACGCAUUUUUGACUUUUGUUCAAGGCCUUCAUAUUUUUUACUAUCUCGUGUGUUAACAACGGCAGUCUUGUCUUUUAUGAAUGACUUUUUAAACCAACUUGUUUCACCCAUUAGCAGUAUGGGUGUCAGCAAUGAAGUUACUCUUUGGCGCACUCUGCCCCUGAAGUCUUAAACCUUGGAUGAGUUCUAAGCUGUUAUUAUGUUGUGUCGAUUUAACUUUCAUAAAUUUUGCAUCUCUACUUUUUAAUGUUUUAGAUCUUGCCAUUUCGUGCCAGAGUGCUGCGAGCUCUGGCUCGACCUCUGGACGAUAAGAAGAGGCUGGUGAGGACGGAAGCUGUUCGGGCUCGAGGAGAGUGGUAAGACAGACGCUGCUGUGUUCACAUUCUCAGAUUAGUUUUAAAAUCUGAAUCGGUCACUACACAUUUAACCUUUACAUCAAGUUCAGUUUUAUACAAUUCAUCCUAGGGCUGGGUGGUAAACCAAAAACUUACCGACACCAAAAUUUACGACAAUAACCGACGUCAUUUUGCCCAUAUCCGUAUAUUCUGUGUCUAGAUAAAUAAAAGUUGGUUUUAGAUGUGUGUAGGUAGGCUAUGGUCUAGACGUGACUCCACCCCAUCCAGUCCAUAACAAGGAGGGUAAUACAGGUUGAAGAGAUGGAGGACGGUUCAAAAGUUGUUGCAGCUGGGGCGACAGCUGAAGUAGAUGAAGUUAAUGUGGGAGGGGGUGAGCAGCUUGUGGAGUAGUUAUUGUCCAUUUAUCGCUAUGGAAGUGAACUGCUCAAUAUAUCGUGAUAUUGAUUUGAGGCCAUAUCGCCCAGCCCUAAUUUAUCCACCUUCUAAUGCUUAAGCUGUGAGAUCAGCAUUCUGUGUAUAUCUGAAGUGGGUUUUUCUUAAACAGGUAUCUCAUUUCUUUUUUUAGGUUCCUCUUAGGAAGUCCUGGAGGAAGGUGAUUUUAUCCUGCAGCUCCCUCCGUCCUCCCUAAAGCUGGAAGAACACAGAUGUGGGAAGGUCAAGCUGAAGGAUCAAAGCUGUGCAGUUCCCCACAGCAGCUCUUGCUCUUCUGUCAUUUCUGAUGUUCCUUCAGCAUCUCUUCAUCUUUCUACUCACAUCUUCCCCCUUUUCACUGGAUUAUUGUCUUUGUAACUGAUCUUCUUAACGCACAAACCAAUAAGAAUAUACAGAGUGACUGUGGAGCAGUAACUGAGUAAAAAGAACGAAAACGACCAGAUUGUUCAAUAUGUAACAUGCCUUAUUUAUAACAGGAUCUCUCUUGGAGGAGUUAGGUUGCAUGGAGGCUUUUUGCUUAUUUGUAGUUUUAAAAAUGUGGUUUUUGGUGCAGUCUCAACCACAAAACUAUGCCAACCAAACAAGUCUGCAAAAGGUUUGCUUCACUGUCAUAAAAAAGCCCUCCAACCAUCUCCCCCUCAAAAAUGAGAGAAAAGUUACACUAAAUUACAGAGAUUAUGAUGGAGGACAGCGUUGGUAAUAGUAAGGUUUAUGGAAAAAAACUUGAGAUUUAGGAUUAAAAUCAGCUGCUUUUCUUUCAUUAAAUCGAUGACAAAAAAAUCCAUUCCAAUCUUUUACAGAUCCGCCAGUCAAGGUGAAAAAUUUAAAGAUUUCAAUAUCGUCCGUUAAAUAUGUCAGUUUAUAUAUGAAGAGAGAACAAUUUCUACACGUUACUUAUGGGCUAAAGAUGAUGAGUGAUAGCCUGAGCUGAGGUGUCAACAUUUCCUUGCUUGUUUUUUUUUUUUUUGUCUUAAAACUAUGUUGAUUUUUUUUGCUGGUGGACAUAAUCAGAGACCUCAAAUCCAGCUCCAACCAACAUGUGGACUCUACAGCCAAACGAUAGCAGCACUGAACCUAGCAGGCCCUGACAGCCUCUUCUUAUUUCCUCUGUGUGAAUGUGUAACCGAGCAUUAAUGUCUUAAUCAAAUCAGGAUGUUUGAUUCAUGUCACUCUGGUGUGCCAGCGGGGUGGAGUCAUCGAGACAUUGGGAUAUUUGAGUCAAGCACUUCUUCAGUAUUCCUCUCUUAUAUACUAUACUGACAGUUUUUUAAAGAUUUCUUUUACGUAAUUCAGUUUCUCUGUUGAGAAUAAAUGUUGAAUGAAGAUUAUAAAUUAUGUGAAGUACGUGUCAAUCAUCUUUCUUUGACUCUCAAUGUUCGAACAAAUCUUCAUGCUUUAUCAUUGAGAUUGUCAUUUCAGUGGAGUGACUGUCAGCAUAUGCCAAGGAAAGAGACAGUAUUUAAAACGUCUAACUUAAAAUGUCAUUAAAAAUGUUAUUUGUAAGGAAACAAAAA